AUGGUUCGCCAACGCAGCCGGAGCGAUGUUGCCUCGCCCACGUCUCCCAAGAUUAGGCGGUUGAGCAAUGCGCUACGCAAGAUAUCGAGCAUCAGCUCGGCAAAGGACGAUGGUAGUAGGUCUAGCAGUACGAGACUUGGCGAUUUUGAGUUUGGCGGCGGGGAUCCGAUUGACCGGGGACCUGUUUCGUCCCAUGGGUCCAGCUCCGCCGGCGGGGGCUACGGCAGCGGCAGCGGCAGCGGCACCGUGAAUGAGUCGGACGUCCAACUUCGUCGGAUUCAACAGUUGACGCAACGCGUCGGCUCGACGCUCGCGAGCAAGGACGCCGAUGCCGCGUACAAGGAAUACGCCAAAGUCAAGGAUCAUGUAGCCUUGUGCCGGGCCCUGUUGCGCAAGUCCACACCCUCGCCCGGGCCGCUGGGGCAGGCGACCGGAGCGGCAACGGCGGCGUGGGCGGAGGGAGGUCGGGGACCGUCACGGGAGUCGUCGCUUGAGGUGCCGCAGAGCCCUGCGUCGAUAUUGACUCGGUCUUCGUUUAGCGGGAGGAGUCUCUCGGAAGUGACGACCGGCCAGAGCGCAGGUUCACGUCCGAUGCGUGAGAUUUGCCUGUCUGCCGUCCGCGACUGGAAGGGGUGCGUCGGGUCGCUGGUGGAAGCGCUUGAGCUCUCGCUGUCAGAGACAUAUCGAAGUUACGAGCCCGAUGCCACGCCGAGCAUGGUGAAGUCGCUCUUCCAGGAUAAAGUCUUCCGCGCCGCUGCGAUCCAGCAGAUGAGGAGGGCGAGCAUCAUCAAGACGUUCUCGCCCAGUCCGGACUUUUUUCCGCUCUACGACAUACGCUUCAGGAACCAUGAUCGGGCGAAGCAGGAUCUCGUCGAGGUGACGCGGGUUCUGCAACUGGGCGAAUCGGGCGUCACGGACGAGAGGCCGGUGAAGGAGCUCGCCGUCGCACCGCGCGGGGACGCCGUUCUCGAGUUUGCGAAUAUUGGCGCCGAAAACGGGGCGGAAGCGGAAGCGGAAGCGCUGCCCGUGCUACGAUACCGCGUCUCGUCGUUUUUGCUGGCCGAGACGUCGCCCGUCUUUGAGAGGAUGUUCACCGAGCACGCGCACAUUGAGGUCCACGACGACGAGGACCUGACGGACCAGCUCGCGCCGCCGCCGACGGCGUAUAUCUGCCCCGACGGCACCGAAGCGAAGCUCUACCGCAUGCCGCAGCGCGAAGGCGACCGCGAGCAGGCGCUCACGAUCCUCCUGCACGCGGCGCACAUGCACAACGAUAAAGUGCCGCGCGAGGUGACUUUCGAGCAGCUGGUCGCCAUCGCGGAGGUGUGCCUGCGGUACCGGUGCACGUCGCCGCUGGAGCUGUUUGUCGAGCACCGCUGGCUGCCGCAGUGGAUUCACCGGGGCAGCGAGGCGAUGCCGCGGGGUUGGUUGCUGAUUAGCUAUGCUUUUGGGUUCCGGCAGCUGUUCACGCGCGUGUCCAAGACGGUGAUUUUGAAUCUUGUGGACGAGGACGAGUUGGAGGGGAUGCACGUGGCGUGGCCGAGGAGGAUCAAGGAGAAGAUUUGGGGGGUGAGGGGGGCGAAGAUGGCGCAGGUUGAGGAGUGUUGCGUGAGUACGAUUCGGGAGUAUCUGAGGCCGCCUUGUCGUGCUGUUCCGCCACCGGGCUCGGAUUCGUCUUCCGUUGAGGUAGCGUCCACGCCCGCGACGAAUACGUCUGCCAACCCGGCCUUGAUGUUCACCAGCACGCCCAGGUGUCCCAAGGGAAGUCACAGCUGCGACGCGACGAAUCUGGGCUGGCUGAUGCUCGUUUACGGCGAGCUCGAGCUUCUGCCCACCAUCAUGAACUCGUCGGUCCUCGGACACCUGUCAGCUGGCUCCCAGCAGCAGCAAUACUCGCCACCUCGUCGAAGUCUGGCACAGCUCGUCGAUCUGUUGCGGACCAUUGCCAGUCCGCCGCUGGCGGUUCACAAGGGCGGGGUAUGCGAUCCCGCGCCGGCGUUUCGCGCGGCGAUUAAUGAUAUUUACAAUAGCGUGUCUGGGUUGACGUUGCAUGAUGUCAGUGGACGGGCUCACGGGUGGGGGCUAUCGCGGCACCGGUCUACGCAGCCGCAGGCUGUUUUACAUAGGGGGUUGAGGAGCUUUUCUGACGGGAAGAAGGUUGACCUGCAGCUUGAGCAGCAGGGAAUCCAGGAGCUGCUGGAACAGGAACGGGGGCAAAAGCAGGACCAGGAACAGGGCAAGGUCCUCGAGAGGUCUGACGCGGCACGGUUGUUGAUUUUGGAGAGGUGCGUGGAGAGUGUGGAGGACCUGCGCGCAGCGGCGAUGGUGGAUCGGAGAUUUUAUGAGACGUUUCGGGAGAACGAGGGGGUCUUGAUGGGGCGGUUCGUCGGGGACGCGAGGUUGAGGACGUUGAUGAAGUUGACUUCUAUGGAUGUCGUCGCGGCGGGGGAGAAUAAGGUGCCCAAGGGGGAUGCUGACGCUAUGAAGGCGGAGGCGGAGGCCGUUCAACAUAUUGUCUCUGACGAUGGUUCGGAUGGCCGGCUGGUUCGAACGCAGGACGAGACUGUUACGGAUGUAUUCUUGGCGGUUCCUUCGUCGCCUGGACCUGGGCGUGGGGGAGGCGGCGGCGGCGGCGACGUUUCUGCGUUUGAUGAGAGCUCAGAGGACGAGGGCGAGGUGUUGAGCGAGGAUGAGGCGAGGUGGAUAUUGUGGCCGCCUGAGGUGAUGGUCUCGCCUGCCCAGGAGACGUCGUCUUCUUCGCCAAGGCGGCUGCAGUUAGAGCCUUUAGAGCCCGGGUCCGGGUCUGAUAUAAUGACGGAGAAAGGGGUGAUGAGGGAAAAGUUCCGGACUAGUGACGCCGCGUUUGUGGAGGAGAAGAUGUUGUUGGAGGGAGAGGAUAAGCAUCUGAGGGACGAGCGGGAUAGGAGGAUUGGUCUUUUGCCAGGGGAUGGGUGA
Molecule: messenger RNA, 2955 nt
Organism: Colletotrichum lupini
Lineage: Eukaryota; Fungi; Ascomycota; Sordariomycetes; Glomerellales; Glomerellaceae
Exons: 2
Coding region: 1-2955 (984 amino acids)
Source: RefSeq, a predicted model, not a curated record